CAACUAUUCUAUUCUGAAUUCUCCCAUGCCUUCUCCUGGUAAAGAAUAAUCCCACCACCUCCCUCCUCUACUACCUCUCCCUCCCCCCAAACUCGAGCCUCCAUCUCCCUCCCCGAUCCAGACACCGAUCGAGGCGUUGACGACGACGUCUAGCUCAUGGGGACGAGGAGGAGGAGUGCGCGAGCGCGAGCGCGGCCGCCGCUGGCCAUGCCGCUCGCCGUGCUUCUUCUCUUCGCCUGUUCUUCCGGCGUCGCAGCCGCGGCCGCUCAGGGCAUCGAGCGGAUCAAAGAGAAGACGAUCCUGUUGGAAAGCUGAAGGUGUAUGUCUACGAGCUGCCCCCCAAGUACAACAAGAACAUUGUGGCGAAAGAUUCCAGAUGCCUCAGCCACAUGUUUGCCACAGAGAUCUUCAUGCAUCGCUUCCUGCUGUCGAGUGCGAUCCGGACUUCGAAUCCGGACGAAGCCGAUUGGUUCUACACUCCAGUGUACACCACAUGCGACCUCACGCCAUGGGGCCAUCCCCUGACCACCAAGUCUCCACGCAUGAUGAGAAGUGCGAUCAAGUUCAUCUCCAAGUACUGGCCCUACUGGAACAGAACGGAGGGUGCGGAUCAUUUCUUCGUUGUGCCACAUGACUUUGCAGCGUGCUUCUACUUCCAGGAGGCGAAGGCUAUUGAGCGAGGCAUCCUUCCGGUGCUGCGCCGUGCUACGCUGGUGCAGACGUUUGGGCAGAAGAACCAUGCGUGUCUCAAGGAUGGCUCCAUCACAGUCCCGCCGUAUACUCCUGCUCACAAGAUCAGAGCUCAUCUUGUUCCACCAGAGACUCCUCGGUCAAUCUUUGUCUACUUCCGUGGUUUGUUCUAUGAUACUUCGAAUGAUCCUGAGGGUGGUUACUAUGCAAGGGGCGCCCGUGCAUCGGUGUGGGAGAACUUCAAGAACAACCCGAUGUUCGACAUCUCUACGGACCACCCCCAAACCUACUACGAGGACAUGCAGCGUGCAGUCUUCUGCCUGUGCCCGCUGGGCUGGGCGCCAUGGAGCCCUCGUCUGGUGGAGGCCGUGGUGUUCGGCUGCAUCCCGGUGAUCAUCGCAGACGACAUCGUCCUCCCCUUCUCCGACGCGAUCCCGUGGGAGGAGAUCGCCGUGUUCGUGGCCGAGGACGAUGUCCCGCAGCUGGACACCAUCCUGACCUCCAUACCAACGGAGGUGAUCCUCCGGAAGCAGGCGAUGCUCGCGGAGCCGUCGAUGAAGCAGACCAUGCUGUUCCCGCAGCCUGCGGAGCCCGGGGAUGGCUUCCACCAGGUGAUGAACGCGCUGGCGAGGAAGCUGCCCCAUGGCAGGGAUGUGUUCCUCAAGCCCGGGCAGAAGGUGCUCAACUGGACCGAGGGGACCCGGGAAGACCUGAAGCCGUGGUAGAUAGAUAUAUACAGUAUAUGAUAGUGUUAUGGCACCAUUGCCAUUCACCAUGGCUGGUGUUCUUGUGUAAAUGACACCACCGGAUGAGAAGCUGAUCAAUGAGGAUAUAUUGAUGAUGAUGAGCGAACCACACCAUUGAAUGUAAAGCUCCCUUUCCUUGCUUCUUUUUAAGGCCAUGUGCCUGUAUGGCAAUGUCUGUUUUGACCAUUGUUGUAGUGUUAGCGUAUUACAGGUCAUGGAUUAUGUAAUACUAGUCAAUAACCCAUACGUUACACCGUGCAACUUGCACAGGCUAUUUGUUCAUAUAUAUAUAAAACAUAAAUAGUAAAAUUUUGUCA
This is a messenger RNA of Oryza sativa Japonica Group (Japanese rice), 1753 nucleotides long. NCBI's taxonomy places the organism in Eukaryota, Viridiplantae, Streptophyta, Magnoliopsida, Poales, Poaceae. The record is from RefSeq and is a predicted model, not a curated record.